Symbiodinium natans is the source of this 1563-nucleotide messenger RNA. The record is from the annotation of a GenBank genome assembly. Lineage: Eukaryota; Dinophyceae; Suessiales; Symbiodiniaceae.
AUGGAAGCUCAUGAUGGAGAUUUCCAGCGCUUGUUUCUAUGGCCGCGUGAGUUUGUCCAGAAGAUGGCGACAUACUCCGCCCAGUGCCUGGGUGUCCUUGUCGACAAGUAUCGUGAUGGCCUGUCUAUUGUCACAGAUUUCUCGGGUGUUGGCAGUGUUGAGAUCGCAUGCUCAUUCAUCGAACAUGGGCUGAGAGACUCAGGCCAGUGUCAGGAAACUUUCUCGUCGUCUCAGUUCACUGGUCUACACUGCCAACGAGCAUCUGAUUCCAAUCCAGCUUGUCGCAAAAUCUUGAUGCUUGACGCUUGCAGUCAUGAAGGUGAAGGUGCCUCGGGCCAUGCCCCUGGCUGUGUCUUUGGGUCGCUAGAAGAAAGAAUCGCGCCUGAAAUUUUGCAGAAGCUUCACAGCCUACAAGCAACUUGUGUGGCCGGAGCCGAGUCUGAUCUUGAUGGUGUUGAGGAUGCAACCCUGCAGAAGAACCUCCAUCACAGAUGGGGCAGACAGUUCUUGAAGUUGGCUGUGGAGGCUUUGCAAGACUCGGGUGCUGAGCUUCCAGCCACUGUUUGGUGUCAUCGACAUCAGAGGGCCUGUCGAUUCCAUGUGAGGGACGAGCAGGCUGGUGCCACCCUCGCUGCCGGUGGACCUCCUUGCAUCGAUUGGUCUCAGAUAGGCUUGCGACUGGGGUGGCUUGGACGUGGGGCCAUCCCGUUUUUGCUGUGGGCACACGAACGAUGGCUUUGUCGUGAACGAAUCAUCCUGAUGGAAAAUGUGCCUGGCAUCGAUCAUGACAGCUUGAGUGUCGUCUUCCCAUGCUAUCACAUCACAGUCUUUACCGUGUCUCUUGCGCAGUUCGGUAUUCCAGCCAACAGGGAGAGGGUGUACAUCGUGAUGCUCUUGCAAGGGACUUCGUGGCUCUUGCAAGACCCUGAGGCUGUGUUUCGUGAGAUUUUCACAGAAGAGCACCUGUUAAGCAGUGCCUGCCAGUUCUUCUCAGCACCGCAGGACAUUGUCGACAGGAACCAUUCUUGGCAGGCUGUGACCCGAGGAUUGCCAGGCGUUUCUCCGACCGGCAGGGCGUGGCAGGCAAAGCAUGUCAUGUCCAUGACAGAGGUGAAGCGAGUCCGUGCGUGGGAAGAAAGGGUUCGUGGUGAUCUCCAACUCGGGCGAAACCAGAGAGCAGACGUGUAUAUGAAUGCAUCGCAGAGUGCUGAGCGCUGUGGGGUCAUGUACCGGCUGCCAACUCUUAUCACAAAUGCUCACAUCUGGAGCAUGCGCUUGCAGAGGCUGCUGUUAAUCCCAGAGAUGUGGGAAGUGCAAGGCUUUGCAAUGUUCGAGAAGGGCAUUCCUUCCAAGUACAUGUGCCCCUUCCGCAGCUGUGUGCUAGAUACCCUUGCUGCGCAGGAGUCAACGGAGCAGACUGAGGCGAAACGUACAUCUCGCCGUCGCAAGUUUCAGCAGGACUUGCAGCUCAACCAUCAGGACUUGCGAGUGAUGGUUGGAAACAGCAUGAGCCUGCAGUCUGUCGGGGCUAUACUCUUAUUCACCUUGGCAUUCGUGCGUUGA